This is a messenger RNA of Morone saxatilis (striped sea-bass), 772 nucleotides long. It is a transcript of the gene isg15, whose product is annotated as ISG15 ubiquitin like modifier. The record is from RefSeq and is a predicted model, not a curated record. Gene Ontology annotation, molecular function: protein tag activity; ubiquitin protein ligase binding. Gene Ontology annotation, cellular component: cytoplasm; nucleus. Lineage: Eukaryota; Metazoa; Chordata; Actinopteri; Moronidae. Gene Ontology annotation, biological process: modification-dependent protein catabolic process; protein ubiquitination.
AUGGAUAUAACCAUUAAAAUGCUGGAUGGGAGGUUCCACACCCUGACAGGGAACCCACAGGACACAGUGAGCUCUCUGAAAAGACUCAUCCACGAGAAACUUGGAGUUUCCCCUCAGAAGCAGAAGCUGGUCUUUGUGAACGGCCAGACGACUCAACUCAACGACGACUCAAAGCCUCUCUGCUACUACGGUCUACAGUCUGGAUCCAUGGUGUCUCUGCUGGUCACCAGCGCAGAGACCAUCCAGGUGUUCCUCAGCAACCUACAGGGGAAGAAGAGCACCUAUGAUAUCAGACCCAAUGAGACUGUGAGGAACUUUAAGACCAAGGUCGAGAGCAGAGAGGGGGUCCCGGUGAGCCAGCAGAGGCUCCUUCACCAAAGCAGAGAGAUGACAGGUGGGAGACUUUCAGACUACAACGUCGUAUCUCAUAGCACCAUCAACAUGCUGCUGCGUCUGAGAGGAGGCUGAGCACCCACCAGCCUUGUAUAUGAGAUAAUUAAUAAACUGUACAUUCCUUAAUUUAAUAUGAUGAAGAUCAAAUAGCCUCAAAUGCUUUAUUUUUGUAUUUAGUAGUCUUUUAAUUUGAAAAUCCAACACAUUCCUCCAUAAUCUUACAACUUUUAUUUUGGCUUAACAUUUUAUUUUGGCAAAUACAAAUGUUACACAUAUAGACAUCAUGGUAUGUUAAAAAUUUCAUUUUCAUAAAUGCAUGUUUUUAAAUUGUGUUAUUUGGGUACUAAAAAAAUAAUAAAGAAACUAUUUAAAGUGUGAA